GGUGUACAUCGAUCCAAUUAAAGUCGCUCAAACUCUGAUUAAAGAACUGGAGUAGUGUUUUAUUUAUCAAAAAAUGCACCAUUGAGUGUUGACAAAAACUUAAAGUAGCGUCCAUGGUUUCCGAUCUCUUUCCUUGUUCACUCUGAUCCAACUGAAUUGAAUUUAUAAAGAAUUCGAGUGUAAUUAAUUGCUCAAUAUCUCUGAACAUCGACGGAAAUCGAAUUGCAAUAAGAUGUCAGUCCCUCGAUCUAUGGAUAAGUCAAGUGCUCUUGAAUACAUCAAUCAGAUGUUUCCUACAGAGGCAUCCUUGUCUGGUGUUGAGCCUCUUAUGCAAAAGAUUCAUGGUGAGAUUCGUCGAGUUGAUGCUUCCAUUUUGCAAGCUGUUCGACAGCAGAGUAAUUCAGGUACUAAGGCCAAAGAAGAUCUUGCUGCGGCUACACACGCUGUGGAGGAACUUAUGUAUAAGAUACGAGAAAUAAAAAAUAAAGCUGAGCAAAGUGAGACAAUGGUUCAGGAAAUUUGCCGUGAUAUUAAGAAGCUUGAUUUUGCAAAGAAGCACAUAACUACUACUAUAACGGCCCUUCACCGUCUUACCAUGUUAGUAUCUGCUGUUGAGCAACUUCAAGUGAUGGCUUCAAAGAGGCAAUACAAGGAGGCAGCUGCUCAAUUGGAGGCUGUAAAUCAAUUAUGCAGUCAUUUUGAAGCCUACAGGGAUGUUCCAAAAAUAACUGAAUUACGAGAGAAGUUCAAGAAUAUUAAACAAAUCUUGAAAUCUCAUGUAUUUUCUGACUUCUCUAGCUUAGGUACAGGGAAAGAGACAGAAGAAGCUAACUUAUUACAGCAGCUGUCGGAUGCUUGUUUGGUUGUUGAUGCACUGGAGCCUUCUGUACGAGAAGAACUUGUGAAAAGUUUCUGCAAUAGGGAGCUUACUUCCUAUAGACAAAUCUUUGAAGGAGCUGAACUUGCUAAGCUGGAUAAAACAGAAAGGAGAUAUGCGUGGAUUAAGCGUAGAUUGAGAACAAAUGAGGAGAUCUGGAAAAUCUUUCCUUCUUCGUGGCAUGUCCCAUAUCUACUAUGCAUCCAAUUUUGCAAGUUGACAAGGACGCAGCUUGUGGAGAUACUUAAUAACCUGAACGAAAAACCUGAUGUGGGAACAUUGCUGCUGGCACUUCAAAGAACUCUGGAAUUUGAAGAAGAAUUGGCGGAGAAGUUUGGUGGAAGUUCACCAAAUAAAGAAGAGAAGCAUGACGCAGACGACACAGAUAAAGGGGAUAGUCUUAGUCAAGCUGUAUCAGAUAUUAAAAAGAAAUAUGAAAAGAAGCUUGCUGCGCACCAAGGCAGUGGGACUGAUGAGAAGGACAGUCUGAAAGAUUUUUCUGUACCUGGAGCAGGGUUCAAUUUUCGUGGAAUUAUCUCAUCUUGCUUUGAACCUCAUCUAAAUGUGUAUGUGGAGUUGGAAGAGAAAACACUUAUGGAGUAUAUGGAGAAACUUGUUCAGGAAGAAACUUGGGAUACGGAAGAAGGAAGUCAGACAAAUAUCUUAUCUAGUAGCAUGCAGGUUUUUCUAAUAAUCAGACGAAGCUUGAAGCGGUGCAGUGCUUUGACAAAGAAUCAGACAUUGUUUAAUUUGUUUAAGGUAUUUCAAAAAAUUCUUAAAGCAUAUGCGACCAGACUGUAUGCUAGACUGCCGAAGGGUGGAACAGGGAUUGUGGCUGCAGCCACUGGAACAGAUGGCCAGAUUAAGAUAUCCGAAAAAGAUGAAAGGAUGAUCUGCUACAUCGUCAACACAGCUGAAUACUGUCAUAGAACUUCUGGUGAAUUGGCUGAAAAUAUAGUAAAAGGUAUUGAGCCGUUGUUUGCUGAUAGAAUAGAUAUGUCAGAAGUGCAGGAUGAGUAUUCAGCAGUGAUAACAAAAUCACUGACAACACUGGUACAAGGUUUGGAAACAAAAUUUGACGCUGAAAUGGCUGCAAUGACGCGUGUUCCUUGGGCAACUCUUGAAAGCGUUGGCGACCAAUCCGAGUAUGUCAAUGGGAUUAAUACAAUCCUUAAAAAUAGCAUACCUGUACUUGGAACCCUUUUGUCCCCCAUUUACUUCCAGUUUUUCUUGGACAAGCUUGCUUCUUCACUUGGUCCCCGUUUCUAUCUCAACAUUUUCAAAUGCAAGCAGAUAUCAGAAACUGGAGCCCAGCAGAUGCUUUUGGAUACUCAGGCUGUGAAAACAAUUCUUUUGGAUGUUCCGUCCCUUGCUAAACAAACAUCAGGAGCUGCAAACUACUCUAAAUUUAUUAGCCGUGAAAUGAGCAAAGCUGAGGCCCUUUUGAAGGUUAUUUUGUCACCUUUAGAUUCUGUAGCAGAUACAUAUCGCGCUUUAUUACCUGAAGGAACAACAUCAGAAUUUCAGCGGAUUCUAGAGCUCAAGGGUCUUAAAAAGGCAGAUCAACAAACCAUACUCGAUGACUUCAACAAACAUGGUUCAAGCAUUAAACAUCCCUCAAUGACAGCUCAUUCUGUAUCAGUUGCCCCGACCCCACCUGUAGCACCUACUAUAAAUAGUCCUGCUUCAUCAGCUAUUGCUGCUUCUCGAGAAGACGUGCUUGCAAGAGCUGCUGCAUUGGGCCGAGGAGCAGCAACUACAGGUUUCAAGAGGUUCCUUGCUCUAACAGAAGCAGCAAAGGACAGAAAGGACGGACCAUUUAGAAAACUCUUCAAUCCAUGAGGGUCUUACCAGUGACCAUAGUGCAUAAUCUCAGUUGCAAAACGACUUUUGAGGUCAAUGCAGAUGAUUUUGCGGUUGUCUUGCAGUAAGUUCAAAAUUCUUUAUCAUGCGGGUGUGAUUCAGUUAUGUGGACGAUAUUUUGCACUAUGGGUUUACUGCUUUAUGCGAAAGGAACGUAAUAUGCCAUAUACAACGUCUCUGCUCCCAUUUUUCGCCAGAGAAAGACAGAGACUGUUUUCCGUAUGGAGAUUAAUAUUGAUAAUGUAUGAAUAGUUUGUUCGUUGUCGAUUAUGUUGUGUAGGCCAGUUUUGUUAAAGUAUUUUCCGCGGAGUUCCUGAGAGUGGUUUAGUUUCGUCAGUUGUCACUGGUUCGUAGAAUCCAUGCUUGUAAGUAAUAUCGUCCAAUCAGUGUUUUUUUCUACUGAUGUUUUCCGGAUAUAGUUUUUGAUGUUAGCAGUGCAACCAGUUUACAGUUUCAUAUGAUCAAGAAUAGGGACGGAGCAAAUUACACAAUUUUUUUUAAAUUUCCGUAUAUUUUACAUUUUUUUAUUUGUUGCAUUUUUUAUUUUGCUACAAUGAUCUUAAAAUUCUCUCAUUUGAAUAGGGAAAUAUCAUAAAAGGCAAAUAGGUGGACUGUCCGGUCCGGGUGACCCAAUUCGCGGUUUUGCGGGUCGAUUCCUACCAACGGUUCCAUCAAUUUUUUUUUGGAACCUUAACGGUUUGCGGUUUGCGGUUUGGACCGAUUUAGAACAUGUCACAGACGGUUUUGUUUUCUGGAUAGAUUUUUAACGACUCGGGAUCGGUUUGAUUUUGGAUAAUCUGUCCUGUGGCCGUCACUAUGUCCAUUUAUUUGCCUGUGGUAUUUCCCUAUUUAGAUCCUCAAGCCUAAAUGGAAGCUUGUACUCCUUUUGUUCUCUUUAUUUGUUACAAGGACAUAAUGUGAGUGGUCUAAGAAAAAGAUAAAAAUGGGUAAAGUGAUUUAUGGGGGAAGGAAAAGCAAAUAAAAUGUAUAAAUGAGAUGAAAAAAUAAUUUAGAUAUCGAGAUAAAAAUCAAAAAGACGGUGUGAAUUAUAAUAAAAAAUUAAUUUGUAGAAAAAUCUUUCGGAUGGACUAAAAAAAUGUAGCAA
Molecule: messenger RNA, 3845 nt
Organism: Amaranthus tricolor (Joseph's coat)
Lineage: Eukaryota; Viridiplantae; Streptophyta; Magnoliopsida; Caryophyllales; Amaranthaceae
Product: vacuolar protein sorting-associated protein 53 A
Exons: 25
Coding region: 233-2719 (828 amino acids)
Biological process (GO): retrograde transport, endosome to Golgi
Cellular component (GO): GARP complex
Source: RefSeq, a predicted model, not a curated record